UCCUGUAGUAACAAAAUAAGAGGAGCUAAUUUUGUUAGCCUUGAAAAUGAGUUUGUUUCUGCCCAAAUUAACUUGCAAAAAAGACAUAGAUGAAGUUAUCAAAGGCGUGGCAGAAAAAGUCGUAGUUUUGAGGUUUGGGAGAGACGAAGACUCAGUUUGCCUCCAGCUCGACGAGAUUUUGUCCAAAACUGCCCACGACCUCAGUAACAUGGCAUCGAUCUACAUCGUUGAUGUGGAUAAAGCCCCCAUCUACACAAGAUACUUUGACAUCAGUUACAUCCCCUCCACUGUUUUCUUUUUCAACGGGCAGCACAUGAAAGUGGAUUAUGGCUCCCCUGAUCACACUAAAUUUGUCGGCAGUUUUAAGACGAAGCAAGAUUUCAUGGAUCUGAUUGAGGUCAUAUACAGAGGAGCCAUGCGGGGGAAGAUGAUUGUCCAGAGUCCCAUAGAUCCUCAGAAUAUUCCCAAAUAUGAUCUCCUCUACCAUGGAAUUUAGACUAAACGUGUCCACUGUGUGGCCUCAUGAUCAUAAUGAUUUCUCUCUGAGUGGCAUCUACCACUGCCUGUUGGUUAACUCACAAAAAAGAGCUUUGACUCUCAGACACUAAACAACCAUCUGAAUAAGUUUUAAGAUAAAGUUCCUCAAAUUAGGAGCAUUACUGAACAUAUGAAUUUUCCAAUAGAGGGCACACAUUACAUUUCCUUUUAUUUUUGGUCCUGUUGUGAGGUUGUGGAGUUUUUGACCACACAGGGGCGCAUGUACUUUGACACGAUACACGUUCCAGCCAGUGGUUUCACUGUGUUCCAUUGAGCAAAAGGUUACAAGUCAAAUCACAGAAAUGUGAAGGUGCUGUGAGACAGUGAAGUAGAAGACUGCAGGCUACUAAACAUGUAUGUAAACAAUGCAGGUUUCAAAGUUUUAAGAAAAAUUGGUGUUUUAUGAGGAAGGAAACACGACAAACAUAUAACAAAUGCACACACAAUGUAAUGGGCUUUGCUAAAUUACCAUAGUCAAAUUUAUUAACAUCAGGACAUUUUUUGUUUUCUCAUUAGUUCAUGUUUGACAGACAGGGUGUGAGUUCUGAUGAAUUAGUAUCUGCAGCUUUAUUCUAACUUUAUUUUUUUCUUGUGAAAAUGUCCAGUGGCAUUUUGAUAUUUCCCAUGGAAAACAGCUGUAUAUCAGCAGAAAAAAUACAAUUAAUUUAUCCACUGUACAUACUCUGCUGUUAUAAUAAACUUUUAUAUUUUACCAUG
This is a messenger RNA of Seriola dumerili (greater amberjack), 1254 nucleotides long. It is a transcript of the gene txnl4b, whose product is annotated as thioredoxin like 4B. The coding region runs from base 47 to 496 and encodes 149 amino acids. Gene Ontology annotation, biological process: mRNA splicing, via spliceosome. Lineage: Eukaryota; Metazoa; Chordata; Actinopteri; Carangiformes; Carangidae. Gene Ontology annotation, cellular component: spliceosomal complex; U4/U6 x U5 tri-snRNP complex; U5 snRNP. The record is from RefSeq and is a predicted model, not a curated record. The transcript has 3 exons.